Messenger RNA from Caenorhabditis sp. 36 PRJEB53466, 6932 nucleotides. Lineage: Eukaryota; Metazoa; Nematoda; Chromadorea; Rhabditida; Rhabditidae. The record is from the annotation of a GenBank genome assembly.
AUGAAUCAGAAAUAUGCGAAUGGAUCGAUAAACGCGAGUUAUGUCAAACUAACAGUGCCCGAGAACUUCAUAAAGGUUAGUAGGCAAAGACUAAAAAUAUAAUAUAAAUUUCAGUUACACAAAAGCAAAAAAGAUGGAAAUCAAACGAUAGACUUCUCCACUACUUCAAACUCUUUCCUUACGCUGGCCACCACGCUCGCCGUCUUCUUUUGUUUCCAAGUGGCGAUUUCUGUGAAUCCACACUCCGGAGAGUCACAACCGCCCAUGUUUGGCGACUAUGAAGCACAGAGACACUGGAUGGAGAGCACUUAUAAUCUGCCGAUCGAGCAGUGGUACGUGAACGGUACACACAAUGAUCUACUCUAUUGGGGUCUCGAUUAUCCGCCGCUCACCGCUUAUCAUCAUUGUUUUUUGGGUUUUGUGUAUGUUUUCCGCACUGUGUUCCCUUAAAAAUAUGUUCGGUUCAUUUCAGAGCUCAUAAAAUCAACAAAAGCUGGAUAACUCUCGGCGGCUCGCGCGGAUUCGAGUCGGUGGCUCAUAAGCUAUUUAUGAGAAUCUCCGCCAUUUUGCCCUUUUACAUUUUCUAUCUUCCCCCGCUGAUUUUCCAUUUUUCCAAUUCAAAGAGUACGUCUCCCCUUCUUCAGGCCCUUGCUCUUCUUUAUCCCGGACUGUUGGUCAUAGACAACGGACACUUCCAGUGAGUAGAAACAAAACAUCAAUUAAAAAGAAUUUGUUAAAUUUUACACGUUAAAAUGCUUGGGCGCAACAUUUGCGUAAGGUCACGUGAAAUGUACUUGACAUGGUUCUAUAAAUUCCAUGUCUCCGUACGAUGUCAAUGCACACCUCAAUUUUCAGAUACAACAGCAUUUCGCUCGGCCUCUUUAUUACGAGCUAUGUAUUUCUCUCCAGAAAUCGCACUAAAAUCGGUUCGAUAUUUUUCGUGGCCGCUCUGAACUACAAGCAGAUGGAACUGUACCACGCCUUGCCCGUCUUCGUUUUCAUCCUUUCCAGGUCUUUUAAUCGCUCAUCGUUUGUGGAUUCAUUUCUAAAAAUCGCGAAAAUCGGAGCCGUUGUAAUCGCUACUUUUUCGUUCAUUUGGCAACCCUUUCUGUUGAACGGAACCGCGAAAGACGUGCUUAUUCGCGUUUUCCCGUUCAAUCGAGGAGUUUAUGAGGAUAAAGUGGCCAGUUUCUGGUGCGCUUUUUCGUUCAUUCUAAAACGAUUGCCGAUUGAAAGUUUGCAGAUUCAGAUGAGGUUUGUCAAAUUAUCAAAUUAAACUUGUAGUAUUCGAACAAUUCUUCCCGUUUUCAGCGCCGCCCUGGUUCUCCUUUGCUCACUUCCAUCUCUAAUGCAACUAUUCCUCCGCCCAUCCGACAAAAACUUCCGUUUGUCACUGGUUGCCACAUCACUAUCUUUCUUCCUCUUCUCAUUCCACGUCCACGAAAAGACGAUCCUUCUAGCGGCCGUGCCUGCUCUCCUCCUGCUUCCCGACUAUCCCGAGCACGUGCUCUGGCUGCUGAGCAUCUCAAACAUCAGUCUGUUCAGUCUGUGCGUCAAAGACAACUUCUGCUUCUCGCUGGCCGUCUUUGCCGCCUAUUUUAUAAUCUCUACAGUUUUGUUUGAUUUCAAGACGAAAACCUCUUUGUUGAAGAAUGUUUCCGUUCUAAUCGGUUUUUCUAUUUGUAUUCUAGAGCUUUAUGGCCCGAAAAGCGCCAGAUUUCCUCACAUUUAUCAAUUGGCCAACGCAUUCUAUAGUUGCCUCCACUUUUUAUAUUUUCUCGGGUUUUUCACGGUUAAAUUGGUCAGAGGGUUGGAGAAACCAAAAAUUCAAUAAACAAUCGGCUUCUUCUUCAGCUCUGCUACGAAAAUUGUCUUUCUGUGUGGUUUAGAUACCCCAGUGUGUUUGAGUGAGUCGGCGAAAGUUCAAAUUUUUAGUGUACACCCGCCAAAUUUACUGGCGCGCACGCAAGACGCGUCAUGCUCUGCAAGCAUGGGGCGCCAAAUGUAGCUUUUUUUGGCGCUUCAAUCACGUUUUUCUCGCUUGCUACCUCCCCCAAAUUGCUAAUCAUCUGUCCCUCAUCAAAAGAAAGAAGCAGAGCUUUUUAUGGCAAAUGAUGCUUUUCUUCUUUUCGCUGCUUUCGCACAAAAAUCUUGUCUCGCAAAACGAGCCCUAAAAUGUCAAAUUUUGCGGGCUUUUCGUUAAUCCAUGGUUUAGUUUACCCAACCAAAAAGUCCCGAAAAGGAUUACUCUCCUCAUUUCAAAAAAGAAGACGUCGCUUUCGUUCCGCAAACGCACACUUUCGACCCCAAUAAUAGUCAAUUUCCGGGGACGAAUCCUUUUUGUCGCGCGCCGCGCACACCAUAAGAUGAGCCCCAUUCAACAACGCGUGGUUUUAUUAGUUUCUGCUUUCUCGGCCAUCGCGUGCCUGUCUAGUGCAUCUUCAUUACGUUUCUCAAGUACUUCUCGCUCUGUCUUUCUUUAGGAUUAGUUUUCUUCGUCGAAAACACUCGGAACCUUUUUAUUCUUCAGAAGUUAUGGUACGGGUGGAUGAUUCGGAAGUUGAAACGCCCGGCGGGUACGUUCGACUAGCCGGCAAAGGUCUUCCCGGCGGCGAGCAACAACCGUGCAGCUCUCCCGAAGUGGCUGCCGCUCCGUCCGACGAGAACAGUCCGGGCAGAACCACCCAACUCGCUCUGCCGUCCUCAUCAAGUGCCGCCAGCUCAUCCACCUAUCAAAAUCUGAUUCCCCUCGAUGAAAAUGAACACAGAUAUGUGGGACUUGUCAAUCAGGUAAGGCAACUCGUCGUAUUUAAAUAUCGCAAUCUUUCUCAAUUUUGAGAUAUAAAAUUGUGGAAAAAUAUCGGAUUUUAUUAGCAUUUUUUAACCAUUCUCUUUACAGGCUAUGACGUGCUACCUGAACAGUCUCGUGCAGUCGCUCUACAUGACUCCCGAGUUUAGAAACGCCAUGUACGAGUGGGAAUACGUACAACAACCGGCUCACGCUAAAGAGCAGAAGCGAAAGGCGGAUCAGAGCAUACCGUGCCAGCUGCAGAAGCUGUUUCUCUUGUUGCAAACAUCUGACAACGACUCGCUGGAGACAAAAGAUUUGACGCAGAGCUUCGGGUGGACGUCAAACGAGGCGUACGAUCAGCACGACGUACAGGAGCUGUGUCGUCUGAUGUUUGACGCUCUGGAGCACAAAUGGAAGGGAACGAAGCACGAGAAGUUGAUUCAGGACUUGUACAGAGGCACGAUGGAGGACUUUGUGGCGUGUCUGAAGUGCGGUCGCGAGAGUGUCAAGACUGAUUACUUUUUGGAUUUACCGUUGGCAGUGAAGCCGUUUGGCGCUAUCAACGCCUAUAAAAGCGUCGAAGAAGCGUUGUCCGCUUUUGUACAGCCUGAAUUGCUUGACGGAUCCAACCAGUACAUGUGCGAGAAUUGCAAGAGCAAGCAGGACGCUCACAAAGGACUUCGCAUCACUCAGUUCCCCUACCUGCUCACAAUCCAGCUGAAACGUUUCGAUUUCGAUUACAACACCAUGCAUCGAAUCAAACUGAACGACAAAAUGACGUUCCCUGACGUGCUGGAUCUCAGCGAAUAUGUCAAAAAAGACAGAAGCGGAGGAGGAGAAGAAGGGACGCCGAUCGAAGUGCCGAAGGAGGGCGACGACGACGAUAUGGAACUGGGAUCACCGGAUCUAAAGAGGUACACGCCAGGCAAUCAUGAUUCGCCUAAUCGAUACAGUUUCCGAGGAGAGGAAAGUGGUUAGUCCAAUAUUUUCACGUUUCAGUCAUGCUAGUAGCUGCAUGUGUUUUCAGCAUGCGUUGGUAAUCCAAUUGACCAUGAAGCCGUCGACGAGUUGAUCAAGACGAGCGGUGAUAACGUCUACGAACUGUUCUCCGUAAUGGUUCACUCUGGAAACGCCGCCGGAGGGCACUACUUUGCAUACAUUAAAAAUUUGGACCAGGACAAAUGGUACAUUUUCAACGACACUCGCGUCGACUUUGCCUCCUCCCAAGAGAUCGAGAGGAGUUUCGGAGGAAGUCCGGGCGGAUGGAAUCACUCGAAUACGAAUGCGUACAUGCUCAUGUACCGAAGAAUGGAUCCGAAACGCAACGCCAGCUUCAUUCUCACGGACAGACUGCCGCAGCACAUCAAGGAUUCGCAAGAAAAGUGGCGGAUUCAAGAGCAAGAAGCCGAAGAGGAACGUCUCCGAAAGCUGAGCCUGAUCCAGGUGUACGUUAGCAUCAACUACCCGUUCCCGUCGUUUGUGCACCACGUUGACAAUCAAAUACUUGACUUGACUUCUAAGAAGUAUCAGAUGGCCGAGGAUUUCUGCGAGUAUAAAACUGAGAUUUCGCGUGAACAACCGAUAAAAUCAGUAUUCAACCAUGCAUUCGACUUUUUCAAUGAGCGAGCACGCGCCUACAACCUGACUAUUUCAAAGAGUCAUGCUCGACUCAUUUACGUGGAGCACAACACACUCAAAAUGGACUUCCGAUCGCCGUCCGACCUGGAGAAAAAGCUGAGAGUGGUGUUCAAUCCACACAUAGGCGAGCCUGGAUCCUUGUACCAAGUUCAUUUCAUUCUCGAUAUUCGAUUUGCACCCGGUUUCUUCCCUGUCGAUGUUCCGUUGGGAAUGACCAUAAAAGUGCAGAGAGUGGACGUCGGAAAGCGAACAACGGCCAACGAGCUGAUUAUGGUUGUGAGGCCGGACGAGAAAAUGAUCAAGGUGAAGGAGAUGAUCGGAUCGCAGUUCUGUGACGACAUUCACCAAGUGUGCCAAUCGCGAAUGGUUCUCGAGGCCGCCUCGUCCAGAUGCGAAUUCCUGGUGAUCGAUCAGUCACAGAACGGAGUCGAGUUCCGAAACCUCAUCGCACACCACAUGGGACAGGCUCUGCCGACGGUAAUUCAUCGCAAAUCAGAAUAAAAUCGAAAAAUAUCAUUUUCAGUUGUACUACGACGGCGGUCUUAACAAAAUGGUGUCAGAAGAGUCGAAGAACGAGACCCUCAUCGAUCGUAACAGACCGUUUGAAACGUCCCUCAUGUACCAGAUCCUCGACAGAAAGUGCUUCUCUACAUUCGUCAAGGUUCGCCUGCCAUCGCAGGAGGAGAUCGAAAAAGCGGCGACGACAAAGAAUGUGUAUCAAGGGCCAAGUUGGGCGGAGACGAUGGCACUUAUGAACGAGGAGGAUAGGGUGUGGAAUGAGCCACGGGCGCAGGUCGAUGUGCUCUCGACGACAUCCAAGAACGAGAGCGGAGACAUGCCACUUUUGGUUAAACUUGAUUUUUUUCAAGAAGUCCAAUUUAGUUUUCUCAUUUCAGGCGGAUACUGACGAAGAAACAGUCGCAUCAGGACGAGUUUCCACAUCUUCAAUGCGAUCGAUCAGCAUGGACGAGAUCGAUUCGAACGAAAUGGUAUCCGGAAGCUUCUGCAACAACACACCGCAACUGUCUCCGUGCGUAUCGGAAGGCGACGACUUGGAUCCGAAUCCCAGCAGUGUGGAGGGUAAAGCGCAGUUGAUGGAGGACUACAUUCAGAACAAGACGUCUAACAUCUAUCAGAACUUCUCGCCGGCCAGUCAAUUGUCGCUCAAUAAGAAUCUGAAAGUGGCACUCGGAGAAGACACAAGUGGCGCCGAGUCUCCGUCGGCAGUCAGCAGUGGUCAGUCCACUCUGGUUCCGUCCACUUCUAACCAAGCACUCUCCCGGUGCGAGGAUUCAGUCGAAGGAAAGAUAGUGGCAGUUUUGUCGCACGAAAACUAUCAUAAACUCGACAUUGACCGUCGCAUGAAGGUGUCCGAAUUCAAGAAGUGGGUGUCGGAGCAGCUGAAAAUGGACAAGAACCAGUUUGUGAUCAUGAAACACACAUCGGACGAUGGAUCAGACCCUGGAUACGAGACGAACGCGUCGGACGAGGAGAGCAUUUCGGGGGCCUUCCAGUCUUGCUUCAUCUCAAUAAAACUCCGUGCUCCGCUCAAACAGAACGAGCGAAUGAUUCAGAUAAUUCUUUUCGACAUGCUUGAGAACCAGCGGGAAAACUGGAAGACAUUGUUUGAGUUGCCAAUCUCGCCGAGCACAGUCAUCGGAGACGUGCUUCUUCAGUGCCUUCGCAUGUACAAGGAGAUUUAUGGAGAGGAGCUCACUCUGAAACAGUCAGUAUUAAUUGAAUAUUCAACUUUGCCUGAUCAUUUUAUUUCCAGGGUGCGUCUACGAGAUGUCGGAGGGAACGGCGGGCCGGGCAACUCACGGGCAGCUCUCAACCCGAACGACACAAUGGACAAAAGACCUUUCAAUUGGGGGGCGCACCUUUACCUUCAGAUCAUCACCGACGAGACGAUUAUUGGAAAACCGGGAGAGCCGGUGUUGGUGCGAAGGUUCCGUCCUUCGACAGUAGAAACCAGUGCGACGCACGAGGUGCUUGUGGACGCGUCCGCCGAGAAUCCGGUGCAGUCGUUCUGCGAAUCAAUCUCCGCGCAUUCUGGAAUUCCGAUCGACCAGCUUGCUAUCACGGAACCGAGGGAAUUCAAUUGGCAAAAGUGGCCGUUCGUAAAGAGCCGACUGGAUAUGCUUGACAACAAGUGAGUUUUGGAACUGAUAUGCGCUGCAUGCAGCUGCGCAUAGUCACAAGAAAGUUGAAUGAGCAUUUUUUGUUUUCAGGGUCAACUUCACCCGAGAUCUUCAUCUGAACUACCCGCAUCCGCGCGAGUUCCUCGACAAAGUCGGCGCCCGAGUCUUGUACUACAAGGACGCCGAAGAGGAGACGAAGUUGCUCACGGAGGAGGAGCGAAAGCAGAUCAAGAUCAAGGAAAACGGACAGGUUUGUGGAAACCACGAGCCAAUACGACCAUUCUCUUUUACAGUCUGCGAAUGUGAAUCGCCGGAAAGAACGACCACUUCGCAUCCAGAUGAGCUCCGUCAGCGAGGCCUAG